Messenger RNA from Rotaria sp. Silwood2, 675 nucleotides. NCBI's taxonomy places the organism in Eukaryota, Metazoa, Rotifera, Eurotatoria, Philodinida, Philodinidae. The record is from the annotation of a GenBank genome assembly.
AUGACAACUAACCAGAACAUAGAUGCAAUUAAAAUAGAACUCGAAAAAGCUGCCAACAGAGAUACUAAUAUCAAAAUUAACUAUGGAAUUGAUACACCAGUUAACUUCUUGGAUGUUACUAUAAUCAAUGAGAAUGGUCAUUUAACGACAUGUCUUUAUCACAAAACAACGGCUGAACCUCAUAUACUACCAUACACAUCCGAUCAUCCACGACAUGUUCAUCGCAAUAUACCUUAUGCUGGUUUAUUACGUGCUGUUCGUAUUCGCUCCGAUGUAUAUGACUUCGACAGAGAAUUAAAUAAUGCCAUGCCUGUUCUAAAUGAAUUAAAUUCUCAAGUUUAUCAUCGGCUUCAUCAACAAUUAUUGCAUCAACCUACACGACGUGAAAAGCAACUACAAGCUAUGACUCAAUAUCCGAUUCGAUCACGCAUAGUAUUGCAACAGAAGAUAUGGGACCAAAACAUAAUGUACCCAGGUUAUCUUGUCGAUAGUUCCACGUCAAUCGAUUUUCGCAAGCAAUUUUACAAAUGGUGGCGAACUUACUACGCAAAUGCCGCAACUCCUUUGCCAAACAUUAAAGUUCGAUUAGUAGCUGCUACAAACCAGAUACUUGAAACAUUCUUUAUACAUACAAAACCACCAAAAGCAAUUCUGCCACGUAUGGAACACGGUUAG